Molecule: messenger RNA, 2631 nt
Organism: Nannospalax galili (Upper Galilee mountains blind mole rat)
Lineage: Eukaryota; Metazoa; Chordata; Mammalia; Rodentia; Spalacidae
Gene: Depdc1
Product: DEP domain containing 1
Exons: 12
Coding region: 87-2513 (808 amino acids)
Biological process (GO): intracellular signal transduction
Cellular component (GO): transcription repressor complex; nucleus
Source: RefSeq, a predicted model, not a curated record
GCGGCGGUUGGGCCCGAGCACUUCUCCCGGCCGCCUCCGUCCGCUUGCCGCCUCCCUGCCAUGGACGCUGCGGGGCACUGACCGCCAUGGAGGGUGCGCCUCUCGGGCCUUACCGGGCCACCAAGCUGUGGAAUGAAGUCACCACAUCUUUUCAAGCAGGAAUGCCUCUAAGAAAACACAGACAACACUUUAAAAAAUAUGGCAAUUGUUUCACAGCAGGAGAAGCAGUAGACUGGCUUUAUAACCUGUUAAGAAAUAAUAAUAAUUUUUGUCCUGAAGUUACAAGGCAACAGACUAUUCAACUAUUGAGAAAAUUUCUUAAGAAUCAUGUAAUUGAAGAUAUCAAAGGCAGGUGGGGAUCAGAAAACCUUAAUGACAACAAUCAGCUGUUCAGAUUUCCUGCAACUUCUCCACUUAAAGCUCUUCCACGAAGACAUCCAGAAUUGAGAAAAAACAGCAUAGAGAAUGUUUCCAAAGAUAAAGAGAGUAUUUUUAAAUUACGAAACUUAUCUCAUAAAACUCCUAAGAAACAUGGAUUACAUUUCUCUGAGGAAAAUACAGAGAAGGGAAGCCAUGAAAUAAUCGGUACUGAUCAAGAAAAAGAAAACUCAGCUGACAGCAGAGAAAUAAGCCAGGAAUAUAUCGAAGAAGUUUGGAGAUACUUUAUUCUGAUCUACCUGAAAACUAUUUUGGGUGUACCAUCCUUAGGAGAACUCAUAAAUCCAAACCAAGUGAUUCCUCAAUAUAUAAUGUACAACAUGACCAAUACAAGUAAGCAUGGAGUGGUUAUACUACAAGACAAAUCAGAUGACCUUCCAUACUGGGUACUAUCUGCUAUGAAGUGCCUAGCAAACUGGCCAAGAAGUAAUAGUACAAAUAAUCCAACUUAUACUGGAUUUGAGCGUGAUGUAUUUAGAACAAUUGCAGAUUAUUUUCAACAUCUCUCUGAACCUCUGCUUACAUUUGAAUAUUAUGAAUUAUUUGUGAACAUUUUGGUUGUUUGUGGCUACAUCACAGGUUCAGAUAGACCAAGUUGGAUACAUAAAAUCCGAAAUGAUCCACAGUCUUCAAAAAUCCUUCCUUUAAGCAAUUUGAAUUCCUUCAAAUCAACUGAAUGUCUUCUUCUCAGUCUGCUUCACAAAGACAAAAGCAGUGAUGACUCGGAAUCCACUGAGAGACUGCAGAGAAGUGAUCAAGUAUUUCAAGAAAAAUGUGCUAAGAAAAUGCAGCUAGUUAAUUUAAGAAACAGAAGUGCCAGUACUAAUGACAUAAUGGGAGGAAGUUAUCGUAAUUUAAUAGGCUUAAGUAAUAUGCGUGCCCUGUCCUCUAACAUCAAACCAAGAUGCUCUUCUUUGGAAGGAAUUAUAGAUUUGCCAGGGAAUUCAAGUGAGAUGGUGUCCAGUGUUUUCUACCAGUCUGUUCUGAACAGAGAAGAACAGAAUAGCAGACAGUCUUUACUGUCAAAACCCAAACAGGGUCUUCAGUCGGAAGAAAGUGUUCAGCAACCGGUCUGUGCUGGUUUUAAAAGAACCUCUGUUUCAACUGUUCAAGACCAAGAGGAGUUAUACAAUGGGAAAUCCAAAUCAAAACAGCUUUGUAGAACUCAAAGUUUGCUUUUAAGAAACAGUACAAGACAUAAUAGUUAUAUCAAUACACCAGUAGCUGAGAUUAUCAUGAAACCAAGUAUUGGACAAGGCAGUGCAAGUGUGCAAACAGCUAUGGAAAGUGAACUCGAAGAGUCUAGUGCCACAAUCAAUAAAAGACUGUGUAAAAGUGCUGUAGAACUUUCAGAGAAUUCUUUACUUCCAGCUGCUUCUGUCUUGACUGGCAUACAAAGUUUGCUGCAACCUCAUUUAGAACGAAUUGCCAUCAACGCCCUACAGUUAUGUUGUCUGUUACUUCCCCCACCAAAUCGUAGAAAGCUUCAGCUCUUAAUGCGCAUGAUUUCUCGAAUGAGUCAAAAUGUUGAUAUGCCCAAGCUUCAUGAUGCAAUGGGUACAAGGUCACUGAUGAUACAUACUUUUUCUCGUUGUGUGCUAUGCUGUGCUGAAGAAGUGGAUCUUGAUGAGCUUCUUGCUGCAAGAUUAGUUUCUUUCCUAAUGGAUCAUCAUCAGGAAAUUCUUCAAGUUCCCUCUUACUUGCAGACUGCAGUGGAGAAACAUCUUGACUACUUAAAAAAGGGCCACGUUAAAAAUCCUGGAGAUGAACUCAUUGCUCCUCUGCCGAGGUAUUCUUACUGUAAACAGAUUAGUGCUCGCGAGUUUGAUGAGCAGAAGGUUUCUACCUCUCAGGCUGCAAUUGCAGAACUUUUAGAGAAUAUUAUUAAAAAUAAGAGCUUACCUCCAAAAGAGAAAAGAAGAAAACUAAAACAGUUUCAGAAGGAAUAUCCCUUGAUAUAUCAGAAAAGAUUUCCAACCACAGAGAGUGAAGCAGAACUUUUUGAUGACAAACCUACAAUCAAGCAACCAAUGCUGAGUUUAAGAAAACCAAAGCUGCGUAGUCUACGAUACUGACUUUAAAAUUACCUAAUACUGGUAAAAUUUUAGUAAAUGAAGCCAUACCUGAGAAUCUUGCUACUAAAAAGGAGGAAAUCUAUUCAAAGUUUUCCCUUGUAAAGACAUUAUAUAAGGA